Messenger RNA from Labrus bergylta (ballan wrasse), 5619 nucleotides. The record is from RefSeq and is a predicted model, not a curated record. NCBI's taxonomy places the organism in Eukaryota, Metazoa, Chordata, Actinopteri, Labriformes, Labridae.
UGGCGCAGAAAACUGGGGCACAGAAGGCUGCGAAACGCAAACGUCUACCACCGUCCACACCAAAUGCCGGUGCAGCAGGAUUUCCACCUACGCCCUGUUAGCGCAGCAAGCUAAAGACCCGGACAUGGGUCCGACCAGCAUGCCCUCUGUGCCCCUCAUGGUGGGCUGUGGUGUCUCCUGCACUGCUCUGCUCAUCCUGCUGCUCAUCUACGCUGCCUUUUGGAGGUAUAUACGCUCGGAGAGGUCCAUCAUCCUGGUGAAUUUUUGCCUCUCCAUCUUGGCCUCCAAUUUAUUGAUUUUGGUGGGACAAUCACAAACGCUAAGCAAGGGCCUCUGUACUGUGACCGCUGCCUUCCUGCAUUUCUUCUUCUUGGCGUCUUUCUGCUGGGUGCUGACAGAGGCGUGGCAGUCCUACCUGGCUGUCAUCGGCAAAAUGAGGUCACGACUCAUCCGAAAGCGUUUUCUGUGCCUCGGCUGGGGUCUUCCAGCUCUAGUUGUAGCAGUGUCAGUGGGUUUCACCAGAGCGAGAGGUUACGGCACAGACAGCAAUUGCUGGUUAGCCUUGGAUGGCGGGUUGCUUUAUGCCUUCGUUGGACCUGCUGCUGUCAUCGUAUUGGUGAAUAUGCUCAUUGGAAUCGUGGUGUUUAACAAGCUCAUGUCUCGAGACGGCAUCUCAGACAAGUCUAAAAAGCAGCGAGCGGGUGUCCCGGCGGAGGCGCGUAGCCGACUGCUCCUGAAAUGCUCCAAGUGUGGCGUGAUCUCGAGCACCGCUAUGUCCAGCUCUACUGCCAGCAGCGCCAUGGCAUCUCUGUGGAGCUCCUGCGUCGUUCUUCCUCUGUUAGCAUUAACCUGGAUGUCAGCCGUGCUGGCCAUAACCGACCGCCGCUCCACACUUUACCAGGUCCUCUUUGCCGUCUUUGACUCGGUCCAAGGUUUCGUCAUCAUCACCGUCCACUGUGCAAUGCGCAGAGAGGUUCAGGAUGCGGUGCGCUGUCGGAUGGGGGGAUGUAAAGACGACAGCGAAAACUCACCCGACUCCUGCAAGAAUGGACAGGUGCAGAUCAUGACCGACUUUGAGAAGGAUGUGGACUUGGCAUGCCAAACAGAGAGAGGACACCCAUUCAUAUUCAAGGAGGUGAACACCUGUAACCCUGCAACCAUCACAGGGACCCUCUCUCGCAUCUCACUGGAUGACGAGGACGAUCCCAAGCUGGCGGCCCAUCAGGAUGGGGGAGUCGGGGUCAACUUUAGCUCCCUCCCUGGGAACAUCCCCCCUCCCAACCUCAUCGUACAGGUUCCAACCCUAGGGGGUCUGAACGAGCUGAGCGAGACGCCGCUAAAGAAGGAGGUAAACGUGGACCAGCAGCGACAGCAGGGGCAACAACGCAGCGGGGCUCCAAUCUACCUGUGCACUGAGAGCGGCCUGGGCUGGGCUCGACCCCCCACCUCCUCCAACACCUCUCAGGACGGGAGCGCCGGGAGUGGAGGAAGUGGAGGGGGAGGAGGAAGUGGCGGAGGCGGUGAGGGAGACUACAUGGUCUUACCUCGUAGGACGGUCAGUCUCAAACCUCCAGCGUCCUCCUCCCAGGGAGGGGGCCUGGGGAUGGGGGGUGAGGACAAGCCUCUCAACAUCGCAGUGGAUGAUCCCCCCUUCCCACCGCCUCCCUCUCCUCUCACCCUGCACCCAGCCGAGAGCGAGGCCUACCCGGCGGAUUUUGUGCCAUCAAGUGUGGGCGACAUGAACAUUGCCAUGAACCUGAACCGCUCCUACGGGACGAUCAAAACCAUGCCCCAUGGGCACGGCCACAUGAUGGCUCAAGGGGGUAUUGUACACUCCCACGGAGGACACAUGCACUCCCACGGGCACUCGCUCCAGCUGAAGCCGGGUCAGAGGCCAUCGGUCAGACAGAUUCUGACCGGGGGAACCACAGUGGAGAGAACCAGGACUCUACCACGCAACCUGGGCAGCACCAAUGCAAACACCAGCCUCUCUGCAGGAUCCCUGGAGAGGAAAAGAGUACGGUACUCUGAGCUGGACUUUGAGAAAGUGAUGCAUACUCGCAAAAGACAUUCUGAGCUGUACCAUGAGCUCAACCACUCCUCCAAGUUCCACACCAUAGACAGGUAUAACAGGGACCCAGCCAUGUCCACAUUCAAGAGGGAAAAGCGAUGGAGCAUUUCGUCUGCCGGAGGUGAAAAGAACUCGUCGAGUGACAAGUCCACCCCAGAGGACCAGAGCUCCUGGGACAGCUUCAAGACCAUGACCCCCGAGCUGUCCAUUGUGCCUGGGGAGCAGAAGGACCGGAUGGAGCUGCACAAUAAGAACUGGGACUCCUCCUCAGCAAACACACCCGACUCGUCCGAGGGAGACUUCCAGACUGAAGUGUGAAGACACACGGACGUAGACGCACUCACUUGACACACACACACACACACACACACACACACACACACACACACAGGCUCUCAUGCUGAGAUCCAAAUGCACACAGAGAUACUGAACUUCUCAAAAGCUAUACAUACGUACAUGAUUUUUUUUUUUUUUUUUUUUUUUUCCGCAAAAGAUCUCGCACACACAGCUCCCUGUCUCCUGCAACGUGCCGUCAGAUCCCAUACUGUAUUUGUUUACUGCUGCGGUGGACAGACGAGGAAAGAAGACUGUUCUACUCUAUAUUUUCGCAAAGACUAUUGAAAAGAAAGAACAGGAGCUCGACACGUCUGUGAAUGGGAACACAUUUUAAAUGAACAAAGAAAAAAAAAACUAUGAAAAACUUAUUUCUGAGAGAAAAAUGUCUUGAUUUUAUUCUGGAGAAAAAAAACAGAAAUCUCUUUCAAUUGUUUGAUGAUUUGGGGGGCGGGCUGCGAAAAAUAAUAUUUCUGCACCAUUGAGUUCUUUUUUAUAGCAAAGGGAUACAAAUCACACUGAAAUUUCUCGCACUGGCAGCCCCCUUCUUUCAUUUAUUUUCUUCAAAUCUUUAAUGGAUGACGACAGCAUCUUCUCUUUUUUUUUACUUUCAUUUUGAUCAUUUGGUUAACGUGGAGGGCAAGGGGAUGUGGGGGGCGGGGGAAAGCUGCUCACUGAUAUGUGCCAUCCUCUCCACUUUUUCUUUAGGCUCAAGUUUAACAAUCCUAUCCAUCCAUGACACUCACCUCCUCUCUGUCAACAUCAUAUUCCCUCUUUAUGUAUUUUCUACUUAUUUGUGAAAAAAAAAGAAAAAAAAAGAAAUUGUCCUCCCUUAUGGUUUGAAACGUUUAAUGGAAAAAUAAUAUGACUGAAAGAAAUAACUGAGUUGUGUUUUAUUAUCUAACUGUUCAAGAGGAAUUGAUUUAAUUUCAAACUGGUUCGUUUUUUUUUCUGGUUCUGCUGCCUUUAUUAUAAUUUUUUUGUUCAUUUCCUGUGAGAAUUAACCCAUGUGGAGCUUUGACAAAAAAAAAAAAACAUGAUUCAGGGCUCACAUGGCAAACAAAUGUGAUGUUGCUCUCUGUGUUAUCAAACCAUGAGGGAAAUGAAGGAUAGGGAUCGUUAUGCAGAUUCUUGAAUCCCCCUUUUCCCCCCACUGCUAAGAGAUACAAGCCUUUAAAGAUUACCCCAUGUGAAUCCAUCUCAGCCAUCACCAAUCGCAGUAAUGCCAUAAAAAGAGGAUAUUUCAUUCCUUUUCAACCCCAAAUAGAAUCCGUGCUAGCUCCGUUUAGCAUCUAAUAUUCUGCCAAAGCGCUAGCUUUAAAAGCUUAGACUGAAGAAUUCAUCAGUUUCAUUUCUCUCCCCCAGUUUCUGAGGAUAUAUAUUUUUUUUAACCUUAGGAGGCUCUUAAACCCAGACCUUUAUGAAGAGUUAGCAGCUGAGCAAAGUCCAAGAUUGCAAUCAUGGCUUCCACCUAAUGUCUCCACCUCUGUUGCUCAUUACGCCCACCAUUAUCGUCGUGCUAACAUGUUGCACAAAAUCCUAACAUUCAAAAUUUAGCCAGAUGUUGAGUUCAUAGUUCACAUGAUAACUUUCCGUGUGAUUCCUUUGCUUGUGAGCAAGCAGCUCCAAGAAAUUUAGAGCGAGACAGAAAGCUGUGGAGGGAGCCCCAGAGAGUCCAAGGCCACAAGGUGAAAGAGUGAAGAGGAAACAGAGAGAAAAAGGUUUAAAAGAAAGACUGGAGGUGUUUUGCUCCUUUGCUUCACAUUUAACAUCCCUACUUCAGUCUCUCAAAGAGGACAACAGGUUUUUCUGCUGUUGCUACAUUAGCGCAUCAGUCCUCCACACACGAGUGGGAGAAAAAAAAAAGAGCGUCAGAGUUCAGGAUGAAUUCAAUAGACAUCGUGAUAUUGUUUUUUUGCCGGUUUUCAAAAGGAGUCCCCAUUAAUCGAACAGCUCAGAGAUAGGAGAUGCGAGACAAUUUAGGCAGAAGAAAAAAGUGCAUGAGAAAAUGGUAGCCGAGCAAGAAGAUCCAAAAAUAUAUAUAAUGAGAAAGCUAGAGGCAUGGAAGAGAUGCAGAUUAAGAAGGCGAGAGCUCAAAACAGUAAUUAUCCGGGGAUGGCGAUUUGUCCUGACAUUUUCAGAAGCAGCCCUCGAACCAUCUGUUUAAAGAUCCCUAAUGUGGUGCUAGUGCAGCACAGCGCAGAUGGUGAGACAAGAGCGCGGCCCUGCUAACCUUUCAAGCUAAUCAGCAGAUAGACAAAACCUCACAGCUCACUCCUUCCUCUUGAGGAAGGAGGAGGAGCGAGGUGGGUUCGGUCCCCGUGUCGCCCCUCGCUUGAGGUCACAUUCUCCACGACCUUCUUUGAGACUUAGGAUUCCCACAGCACACGAGGUCCACACAGGACGGAGCAGAGCAGCGGCCUUCAUGGGUACAUGGUUUCAACUCCAUGUGGUGUGCAGCAGAAGGGAACAUCAGUCUCAGGGGAAACAGAUUUGACCUUUGAACUGACAAAUUCGUUUUUUGUAUGAGGAAAACUGAGCAUUUUUGAGAGGAAUUCUCCGCAAAGCCUUGUUCCUAUUUUAAUGUAUAAAUGGGAUUUGAUGAAAGAAAGAAAGAAAGAAAGAAAGAAGGAAUGUGAAUGUUUUAUUUCAGCACAGAUUUACUUCUUCAUAUUUUUUUAGUAUUGCACACUAACACUAUGACAGGUUUUUUUUUUAGUUUUCAACUCCAGGAACGGUAAGUUAGAUGUGAUUGACUGAUUCAGAUUCAUCUUUUGAAUGUGCCACCGGAACAGAGGAUCAUCUUUCCUGCCCUUGACACCCCCGCCCCCCCCGGUUCCUUUUUUAUUUUCUUUAAAUGAACUCUAGUAUGACGCAAAUGCUUAUACAUGAUGGUCAGAGUGUGUUUUUGUCAUCUUGUUUUCCUACGUGUGUUGAAAGCCUGCCAAGCUGAGAAGCCCAUAAAGAGAUAUGAACACAGGCAGAUGCCAAAUCAAAACCCUACUACUCUCACCUUGAACCCCUCCAGCUUUCGAUGCUAACGUGUUAGCCGACUGCUAAAACCAUCCAACAUUCUAGUUAAUUUACUCUUGAAAACCCCCUACUUUUCCCUUUGUCCCACAUUUUUGGUUCUUUUUUAUACAUAAGAUUGUACAAAGUAGUCCUCUAAUGUUUUCAUAGUGUCUUUUUUAUAUGAAAAUAAAUUUUCAAAUUGA